AUGGCGAUCGAAGCCGCGCGCCUCUCCCCGUCCCUCGCCGCCGCCGCCUUCCUCGCCCGCCGGCCCCCUCCCGCCCUCUCUCCCUUCUCCCUUAGCCGCCGGUUUCCCCUCCUCCGCGUCCUCGCCAGCUCAUCGGGCGGGGACGGACGCGUCGUCGCCCUCUCCUCGUCUGAGCUCCGCAAGCGCCGGGGCCUCUCCUCCUCCUCCGGGGCUGCGGCGGACUCCGCGUCUGACGGGGAUGAGAAGCUCCGUUCGCUUCGUCGACUCUUCGCGCGGCCCGACGUUUCCAUUGACGCUUACAUCGUCCCCUCACAGGACGCCCACCAGAGCGAAUUCAUUGCAGAAUGCUUCACGAGGCGCGCCUAUCUGACUGGGUUCACUGGCAGUGCUGGUACAGCUGUGGUCACAAAAAACAAGGCUGCCCUCUGGACUGAUGGCCGUUAUUUUCUUCAGGCAGAGAAGGAAUUGGGCCAUCACUGGACACUCAUGCGCAGUGGGAAUCAUGGCGUUCCAACUACUAGUGAGUGGUUGAAUGAUGUUUUACCAUCUGGUUGCCGAGUUGGUAUUGAUCCGUUUCUUUUCUCAUUUGAUGCUGCUGAAGAACUGAAGGAUUCAAUCGCCAAUAAGAAUCAUGAGUUAGUUUUGGUUCAGGGCAUGAACCUAGUUGAUGAGAUAUGGGGAGAUGCAAGGCCAAAUCCCCCAAAAGAACCAACUAGGGUGCAUGACAUCAAAUAUGCUGGUAUUGAUGUACCAUCAAAGUUGUCCUUCAUUAGGUCACAACUUGCUGAAAAUGGGUGUGAUGCUGUGGUAAUUUCAAUGCUUGAUGAAGUUGCUUGGUUGUUGAACAUGAGAGGAAGUGAUGUCCCACAUUCACCAGUAUUUUAUAGCUACCUCAUUGUGGAGGUUAGCACUGCUACACUAUUUGUAGAUAGCAGCAAAGUUUCUAAAGAUGUUCUGGAGCACCUUGAGCAAACUGGUGUAAAACUUAAGCCAUAUGAAGCAAUUAUUUCUGAAGUAGAAAGACUGGCAGAGAAAGGUGCAAAGCUCUGGUUGGAUUCUUCAAGUGUGAAUGCAGCCAUAAUUACUGCAUUUAAAUCAAGUUGCGACAGACGCUUGAAAAGGAAAGGAAAAGCAGGGAAAAAAGUUGGAGAGAAAGAAGCAUCUUCAGACGACCCAAUAACUGGAGAUCCUGGUGUGCAGAAUUUAGUCAUAAGUGCUGUAUACAAUGUUUCACCAGUUGCACUUGCCAAGUCAGUUAAAAAUGAUGCAGAAAUUGAGGGAAUGAAGAAUUCACACCUAAGAGAUGCUGUGGCUUUAGCAGAAUUCUGGUGCUGGCUAGAGGAGGAAAUCUGUAAAAGUGUGCCCCUUACAGAGGUACAAAUUGCUGAAAAGCUUCUUGAGUUUCGUCAAAAGCAAGAUGGAUUUAUAGAGACAAGCUUCGACACUAUAAGUGGUUAUGGUGCAAAUGGCGCUAUAAUACACUACAGACCAACCCCAGAGAGCUGCAGCUCUGUUGGAAGUGAUAAUCUGUUUUUGUUAGAUAGUGGUGCUCAAUACAUUGAUGGAACUACUGACAUAACAAGAACAGUGCAUUUUGGUGAGCCUUCCCCAAGGCAAAAGGAAUGCUUCACCAGAGUUUUGCAGGGCCACAUAGCUCUAGAUCAAGCAGUGUUCCCCGAGAGAACUCCAGGCUUUGUGCUAGAUGUUCUGGCACGGUCAUCUCUGUGGAAAAUUGGACUGGAUUAUAGACAUGGCACAGGCCAUGGAGUUGGAGCUGCACUAAAUGUCCACGAGGGCCCUCAGAGCAUUAGCUAUCGAUAUGGAAAUUUGACAGCCUUACAGAAGGGCAUGAUUAAUUUACUUCUGGUAAAGGAGCUUAAUCUGGCAAAUUCGUUUGGUGGAAUUUCAUACCUUGGUUUUGAGAAACUAACUUUUGUUCCGAUUCAGAGCAAGCUUAUUGAGUCAUCCUUGCUGUCACCUUCGGAGAUCAAUUGGGUCAAUGAUUACCACGAAGAAGUCUGGGAAAAGGUUUCCCCUUUGUUGAGUGGCCAUUCUCGCGACUGGUUAUGGAAGAACACUCGACCUCUUUUAGAUGUAUAA
Molecule: messenger RNA, 2100 nt
Organism: Miscanthus lutarioriparius
Lineage: Eukaryota; Viridiplantae; Streptophyta; Magnoliopsida; Poales; Poaceae
Source: the annotation of a GenBank genome assembly